Klebsormidium nitens is the source of this 1307-nucleotide messenger RNA. Lineage: Eukaryota; Viridiplantae; Streptophyta; Klebsormidiophyceae; Klebsormidiales; Klebsormidiaceae. The record is from the annotation of a GenBank genome assembly.
CCAGACAUCGUCCGCACAAAACUUAGGGUUUGGUUCCACCUUCCAAGCUCACUGUUGAUCAGCUCAUGAUCCAAUGAUCUCUCAUUUUCUGGAUAAAGCAAAGCAGCUCUUUCCCUUGGACGGCUAUACGGCAUCUGUUCAGUGGUUCAGUGCUUUGACUAACCUUCAUUCAAACAAGGUCCUUGUGGUGGUGAAAGUCCUUUCUGCUGCUUCAGGCAGCAAUUACAAGAGGAUAACAGAGGAGUCGAGCGGUGGUAGCAAGGACGCACUGAAUACGUUUGGUUGGGGCCCAAGAAGAAGCGGUGUAGUCAAUCAUGGGGACUGUCUAUGAUAUGCAAGCUCUGAAGGCGUAUGUACAGGGGCCUUCAAGUCAGAAUAAGGCAGACGACACUGUGUUGCUGAAUGUUUCCCACAGCAACCUGAAGCAGCGCUUCAUGGAGCUGCGAUUUGACCUCCACACGAGCAUUGAGGGCGUAAAGGAGCGCUUGAGAUCACACUCUGGAACCGCUGUGGAGUCCAUGGUCUUACAACUCCUUGAUGAGUCUGGCAAGAAAGUUGCGGACCUGAGCGACAGCGGGCGGCCGCUGGGCUUCUACUCUCCUCAGGAUGGUUAUCGGAUCCACAUCAUCGACCUUGACCCUCAAUCACACUCUGUGGGAGGGUGGCUCGAGGACACCUCGUUGGUGGAGAAGUACCAGAUUUCUGAGGAAGCAUACAACAAAAGAGAAGUUACGUACAGAAAGUUCAAGGAGACCAAGCUAGCUCAGGAUCCAACAUGGACAUUACAAAAGGAACUAGCGGAGCGGAACGGGGAGGUGUAUGUUCCGAAAGAGGCUCCGGGUCCCGAUCACAUGGCGGAUCUAGCCGAAGGCAUCAAGGUGGGUAACCGGUGCGAAGUCGACCCGGGGGCGAAGCGGGGGGAGGUCAUGUUUGUGGGCAACAACUGCAAGGGCCUGCCCCCGGGGUACUGGGUUGGGGUGAAGUACGACGAGCCGGUUGGCAAGAACGACGGCAGUGUCAAAGGGGAGCGCUUCUUCACGUGCGCUCCAGGGUACGGCGGCAUGCUCCGACCGGACAAGGUCAAGGUUGGUGACUAUCCGGAGAAGGACCCGUUCGAAGACGAGGACGAUGAGAUUUAGGAACGUGCUUUUCGGUCUUUAGUUGAAGGCAGGGAUUCAACGAUCACUUGAAGGAGCGCCUUACUGUGGUUGUUGAACGAAGCCGUGUUACCACUUCCCGUGGAGCGAUGCAGACUUUACUUGAGAUCCUUGUGCGAGGGGCAUGAAAAAUCUGUUUUCGUCAGUGCA